GGUUGGUUGGUCAACCCCCCCCCCCCCCCCCUCUCUCUCCAAGCCCAGGCAUUUCCGCGAACUCAUCGCGCGCGUUGCCGCCACAUGGCCGCGCCGUCGCCCGCGCACAGGUAGGCGUCUCGCGGGCUGCGAGUUUGGCUGCUGCCAUGCUCCUGCGGCUGCUGCUGCUUGUGGUGGUGGUGGCGGCGGCCGUGGCGCAGCCGCAGCCGCUGGCGUCGCGGACGGACGUGGCGGGGCUGUACAGCCUGCGCGGGUCGCUGGGGCUGCGGGCUCGGGACUGGCCGGCCAGGUCCGACCCCUGCGCCGCGUGGGCGGGCGUCACCUGCAGCGCCGGCCGCGUCGUGGCGGUCACCGUCGCGGGCCUCCGCCGCACCCGCCUCGGCGCGCAAGCGCCGCGGUUCGCGGUCGACGGGCUGCGGAACCUCACCGCGCUCGAGCGCUUCAACGCAUCCGGGUUCCCGCUCCCCGGGGAGAUCCCCGCGUGGUUCGGCCGCGGCCUCCCGCCGUCGCUCGCCGUCCUCGACCUCCGCUCCGCCGCCGUCAAUGGGACGCUGCCGGCUGACCUUGGCGCGUCGGGGAACCUGACGAGCCUGCUCCUUUCCGGGAACAACCUCUCGGGCCUGGUCCCGGCGUCGCUGCUCUCCGUCAAAGGGCUUCGCUUUCUUGACCUCUCCCGCAACAAUUUCACCCGCGAGCUGCCGAACGUCUCUGUCGUCGCCGGAGAUGGAGCCGCCUCGUUGUUUAACAUUUCCGGGAAUUCUCUUUAUGGAGUGGCCGGUGAUGCGAUUGGGGCACUCAAGGGAAGGUUUCGUGUGGUGGACGUGUCGAGCAACUACUUCGAUGGAGCUUGGAACGGGUCUGACGGAACAGUGGUUGUCACAAUGAAUUGCUUCUAUGGUGUGCCGGGUCAGCGCAGCCGUGUGGAUUGUGAGGAGUUUUAUAGGAAGAAAGGCGUGAGGCUUGUUGAUGCUCCAGCGCCCUCGCCCUGGCCUUCGCAGCAGCCGUCACCGGAGAAGAAGAAGAAGCAAAGGAUCUCCAAAAAUGUACUCAUUGGAGUCCUUGCAGCUGCGGCAGCCUUAAUGGUUGUGUUUUUCUUUGCAUUGGUGUUCUGUUUGGCGAGGAAGAAACGGAGACGAAGAAGGGGAGGGAGAGGAAUGGAAUCAAAUGAGGAAGGUUCACGCUCUGUGCGUAGGAGGGAUAGCAGUGUAAAUCCCGUGGCGUCAUCACCAGCGGCAGUGUCCCCAAGAGCCAAUGCUGGACCUAAGGAUGUGUCUGCUGUUUUCGGUGAGUUCACCUUUGAGCAGUUGGUCCAUGCCACUGGGGGCUUUGGUGACGACAAACUCAUCAAGCACGGGCAUUCAGGGGAUAUUUACCAUGGUGUCUUAGAGAAUGGCUCCCAUGUCAUUGUUAAGAAGGUUGGUGCAAAGGGUGCCAACAAACAGGCACGUGAAUUGGACUUCUAUACGAAGUACUCGCACGAGAGGAUUGUUCCGUUGCUUGGGCAUUUGGCCAAGGAUGAUGAGGAAUUCCUUGCUUACAAGUAUAUGCCAAAGGGGGACCUGACCAAUGCAUUGCACAAGAAACCUGUCGACAGUGCAGAUGGCUUGCCCUCGUUGGAUUGGAUAACUAGACUGAAGAUUGCAACUGGUGUGGCUGAGGCCAUGUGUUUCCUUCAUGAUGAGUGUAGCCCACCAUUAGUUCACAGAGAUAUCCAAGCAAGCAGCGUCCUUCUAGAUGAUAAAUUUGAGGUGCGACUUGGAAGUAUGAGUGACAUAUGCACUCAGCAAAGUGGUGGAAGCCAGAAUGUCUUCUCUCGGAUUUUGAGAUCAUCAAAGUCGCUUGAGAAGCACACAUCAGCCCCGCCAGCCACAUGCUCCUACGAUGUCCACUGCUUCGGCAAGGUGCUGCUCGAGCUAGUGACCGGCAACUUCGGCAUCAGCGGAGCAAAAGCCGCCGCCUCAGAGGACUCGGAGUGGCUCGCGACCACGCUGAGCCACAUCAACCCCGGCGACAAGGCGACCAUCACGAACAUCAUCGACCCCCUGCUCGUCGUCGACGAGGACCACCUGGAGGAAGUGUGGGCAGUGGCGAUCAUCGCCAAGACGUGCCUUAACUCGAAGCCCUCGCGGCGUCCCUCGGCGCGCUACGUGCUGCGAGCCCUGGAGAGCCCGCUGCGGGUGGCGUGGCAGGGCUCCUCUCGGUCCAACUCCUCACGGCUGAGGAGCUCGUCGUCGCGCAGCUCGUGGCAGUCCGUGUUCCAGGGGAACCGGGUGCAGAGCCUGGACACCGUGGCGUCGGCGUCGGUAGGGCAAGCACUGGAUCAGAGACAUUCGGUGAGGUCGUAUGGGAGUGGAGGAGAGGCGUCGUUCUCGUCCAAGAGAGCUGCGCGGGAGAUUGCGCCGGAGCCGGUAGGGGGAGAAGACGACGUUGUUGUGUAGGGCACCUUUUUUUUUUGCGAUUCUUUACAGGCGUUCGUGAUGAUUCUUUCUCACAUGAUAUCCACUGGCAUGUGUGUAUAAUUUGUUGUCGUCUGAUGCGUUGAUCCGGUGUUCCAAUAUGAGAAUUGUGCAUAAAGAGUAUUUUUUAGGAAAAAAACCAAAAUUUCUAUGUUU
Phragmites australis (common reed) is the source of this 2612-nucleotide messenger RNA. Its product is annotated as probable LRR receptor-like serine/threonine-protein kinase At2g16250. The record is from RefSeq and is a predicted model, not a curated record. NCBI's taxonomy places the organism in Eukaryota, Viridiplantae, Streptophyta, Magnoliopsida, Poales, Poaceae. The transcript is spliced from 4 exons. Gene Ontology annotation, molecular function: protein binding; protein kinase activity; ATP binding. Gene Ontology annotation, biological process: protein phosphorylation. The coding region runs from base 147 to 2438 and encodes 763 amino acids.